This is a messenger RNA of Staurois parvus, 546 nucleotides long. NCBI's taxonomy places the organism in Eukaryota, Metazoa, Chordata, Amphibia, Anura, Ranidae. The record is from the annotation of a GenBank genome assembly.
GGAAGCCAGUGGAGGGAUUGGCAGAGAGGGGUGGAGGACACUGAGUGGAGGUCAGUGGAGGGAGGGAUUGGCAGAGAGGGGUGGAGGACACUGAGUGGAGGUCAGUGGAGGGAUUGGCAGAGGGGGGUGGAGGACACUGAGUGGAGGCCAGUGGAGGGAUUGGCAGAGGGGGGUGGAGGACAGAGAGGGGUGGAUUGGCCAGUGGAGGGAUUGGCAGAGAGGGGUGGAGGACACUGAGUGGAGGCCAGUGGAGGGAUUGGCAGAGGGGGGUGGAGGACACUGAGUGGAGGCCAGUGGAGGGAUUGGCAGAGGGGGGUGGAGGACACUGAGUGGAGGCCAGUGGAGGGAUUGGCAGAGAGGGGAGGCAAAUACGGAGCGGUUAGUAAGGUGAAUGAGUCUGGCCGCAGAGUUCAGGAUGGACUGAAGUGGGGAUAGCCUGCGGUGGGGUUGGAUGGAGAGAUUGAUGAAAGGAUGGAUGGAGAUGGGAUGGGGAGAUGGGUGGAUGGAUGGAUGGAAGGUUGGAAGGAAGGAUGGGGAGAUGGAUGG